This is a messenger RNA of Aspergillus brunneoviolaceus CBS 621.78, 480 nucleotides long. RefSeq lists its product as uncharacterized. The transcript has a single exon. Lineage: Eukaryota; Fungi; Ascomycota; Eurotiomycetes; Eurotiales; Aspergillaceae. The record is from RefSeq and is a predicted model, not a curated record. Bases 1 to 480 code for a protein of 159 amino acids.
AUGGCAUCUCAUCCAACUAUCCCCGGAACCGACAUCUACGGCCCUAGAACCUUCACCGACAAGGAAGUUUUCCCGGUUCCGGUCGACGCCCGACCUGCGUUCGAGUAUCUGGCCUCGAGCACCCCUGGCUUCACCCAGGACCGCCCCGCAUGGGAUACAGUCAGCUUCACCGGGGGCUCUGAACCUACGAUCCCCGGUCCGAUCAAGGCCUCCGUGGUUGCUGUUGCUCUGCACGCGAUGUGCGGUCUGGCAGCCAACGAACUGCUCGAGCUGCGCGACGAAAGACCCGUCCGCGAGAGCGCGGUGGCGGUCGACACGGACCAUGCCGGCUUGUGUCUCGGCUCGACGUUCACCACCUACAUCAACGGAGAGGAUGUUUCCACGCUGGAUGGGUCGAAUGCGCUGACUUCACUCUUCGAUCGGGACUUCGAGCAAGGUUUUAGGAAAGGGUUGGCUGGCCGAGCGACAGCGAUCAACUAG